CCAUUCCGCUUUGUGGACAACGACUCCCAUUGUUAGGGCGGAGAGACAUCUGUCUUGUCAGUAUAUCCAUAAUCUUUGGUACUGUCUUUGCCCGCCCCCUUCGCUUGUCGCUGGACAAUGACGUACGUUUUACUCGCUGUUUACAAUUGCGACUGCUUGCUAAAUGAAGGAAAGAUACAUUUACAGUAGCUAACAAAUACCCAGUGAACGGUAGAAAAACCAAGAAGGCUCCUUUGCAAUGUCCAACAGAACAGCAUAUUUUUAUGAUCCGGACGUGGGGAACUUUCAUUAUGGUGCAGGUCACCCUAUGAAACCCCAUCGUCUCUCUCUGACGCACAGCCUUGUUUUGCACUAUGGCCUCUACAAAAAGAUGCAGGUUUUCAAACCAUACAAAGCCUCACAACACGACAUGUGCCGAUUCCACUCAGAAGAUUACAUAGACUUUCUGCAGAAGGUCAGCCCCAACAAUAUGCAGGGUUUCACAAAGAGUCUCAACACCUUUAAUGUUGGGGAUGACUGCCCUGUAUUCCCAGGCCUGUUUGAGUUCUGCUCCAGGUAUACAGGAGCAUCUCUACAGGGAGCAACACAGCUAAACCACAAGAUAUGUGACAUCGCCAUCAACUGGGCCGGGGGUCUUCAUCAUGCCAAGAAAUUUGAAGCCUCUGGAUUUUGCUAUGUGAACGACAUUGUCAUCAGUAUACUGGAGCUUCUGAAGUACCACCCGCGUGUGUUGUACAUAGACAUUGACAUUCACCAUGGCGAUGGGGUGCAGGAAGCCUUCUACCUGACUGAUCGGGUCAUGACUGUAUCCUUCCACAAGUACGGGAACUACUUCUUUCCAGGAACAGGUGACAUGUAUGAGGUAGGGGCAGAGAGUGGCCGGUACUACUGCCUGAACGUGCCUCUCCGGGAUGGGAUCGAUGACCAGAGCUACAGGCAACUCUUUCAGCCAGUCAUCAAGCAAGUGGUGGACUUUUACCAGCCAACCUGUAUCGUUCUUCAGUGUGGGGCUGACUCGCUGGGCUGUGACAGAUUAGGGUGCUUCAACCUCAGUAUACGAGGCCAUGGGGAGUGUGUGGAGUUUGUGAAGAGCUUUAGGAUUCCACUGCUGGUACUGGGAGGAGGAGGGUACACAGUACGCAACGUGGCCAGAUGCUGGACCUAUGAGACCUCCCUCCUGGUUGAUGAGCCAAUUAGUGAUGAGCUGCCUUAUAGCGAGUACUUUGAGUAUUUUGCUCCAGACUUCACGCUCCACCCAGACGUCAGCACCAGGAUAGAGAACCAGAACUCCAGACAGUACCUGGAACAGAUCCGUUCGACGGUCUUUGAGAACUUGAAGAUGUUGAACCAUUCCCCCAGUGUCCAGAUCCACGAUGUGCCCUCGGACAUCCUGAGCUACGAGCGCACUGAUGAGGGAGACCCAGAUGAGAGGGGGUCAGAGGACAACUAUUCCAGGCCAGAGGCAGCCAAUGAGUUCUACGAUGGUGACCAUGACAACGACAAGGAGAGCGAUGUGGAGAUCUGAACGCUCAGUUCAUGUCAGACUUUUCCCUCUGAUCGCUCUCAUGAUAUUAUUGGGAAACCAACCAUCACCAAGGCUGCAGUCUCUAAGGAGAGUUGACCAAACUUCUUCUCCCCAACAAAUGGACUAUUCAACAAUCCCCAUCUCAUGGACUUGACCAUACUAUACUCAGAGCAAGAGACUACCACCAUGAAUUUGUACUAUAUGUCUAUCAUUGAGUAUGUAGAGGACAUCACCAUGAGCAGUUCUAUUGACAAGCACUUCAAAUCAAAUAUUAUUAGUCACAUGCUUUGUAAACAGGUGUAGACUAACAGUGAAAUGCUUACUUACGGGUUA
Coregonus clupeaformis (lake whitefish) is the source of this 1858-nucleotide messenger RNA. Its product is annotated as histone deacetylase 3-like. The coding region runs from base 239 to 1525 and encodes 428 amino acids. The record is from RefSeq and is a predicted model, not a curated record. The transcript is spliced from 15 exons. Gene Ontology annotation, molecular function: histone deacetylase activity. NCBI's taxonomy places the organism in Eukaryota, Metazoa, Chordata, Actinopteri, Salmoniformes, Salmonidae.